Mesitornis unicolor (brown roatelo) is the source of this 982-nucleotide messenger RNA. Its product is annotated as ankyrin repeat and BTB/POZ domain-containing protein BTBD11-like. Lineage: Eukaryota; Metazoa; Chordata; Aves; Mesitornithiformes; Mesitornithidae. The record is from RefSeq and is a predicted model, not a curated record. Gene Ontology annotation, molecular function: protein binding.
AAUCGACGACUGUUUUUGUGCAUCUCGGAAACUGGAUGCAGUUGCCACUGAAGCGAAGUUCAAGCAGGACCUGGGUUUCCGGAUGCUCAACUGUGGCCGAACAGAUCUGGUUAAACAAGCCAUAUCCUUGCUGGGGCCGGAUGGAAUUAACAGCAUGAGUGAACAGGGCAUGACUCCACUGAUGUAUGCUUGUGUCAGGGGUGAUGAGGCUAUGGUGCAGAUGCUGCUAGAUGCUGGAGCAGAUCUGAAUGCUGAGGUUGUCAGUACUGCUCAUAAAUACCCAUCCGUCCACCCUGAGACCCGCCAUUGGACAGCUCUGACAUUUGCUGUGUUGCAUGGACAUAUUCCUGUAGUUCAGCUGUUGCUGGAUGCUGGAGCAAAGGUAGAAGGUUCCUUGGAGCAUGGAGAGGAAAAUUACUCUGAAACUCCUUUACAGUUGGCAGCAGCUGCUGGAAAUUUUGAACUGGUCAGUUUGCUGUUGGAGCGAGGAGCUGACCCCAUGAUAGGAACAAUGUACAGGAACGGCAUUUCCAUGACUCCACAAGGUGACAUGAACUCUUUCAGUCAGGCUGCUGCACAUGGACACAGGAAUGUCUUUCGUAAGCUGCUUGCUCAGCCGGAGAAGGAGAAGAGCGAUAUUCUGUCGCUGGAGGAGAUCCUGGCUGAGGGGACGGACUUGCCUGACUCAGCGGCAGGGCCAGCCAGCCGCAACAGCAAGGCCAAGCUGAAAGCCCUGAAGGAGGCCAUGUACCACAGUGCUGAGCAUGGCUACGUGGAUGUGACCAUUGACAUACGGAGCGUAGGUGUUCCCUGGACACUGCACACGUGGUUGGAGUCGUUGCGCACGUCCUUCCAGCAGCACCGACGACCCCUCAUCCAGUGCUUGCUAAAGGAGUUCAAGUCCAUUCAGGAAGAAGAGUACACGGAGGAGCUCAUCACACAAGGGUUGCCUCUGAUGUUUGAGAUACUGAAAGCCAGCAAG